CAAAUUGUGUUUGUUUUUGGUUCUAGCUUCUAGUUAAAAGUCUUAAAACUGAUAAGAGUGUUUAUAAUUUAAAAAUGUGUAAUUCUAUUAUAAUUAUUCUUUAACCUAUAUAGUAUCUAUAUAGUUUUAUCUCAGAAGACUUGAGACACAUCUAUAAUUAGGUACCAGAUUUAUUUAUUGAUUAAGCAAUAAACAAAGCAUAAAGGUCGAAGAUACAAUGAUAAUUCACCAGAAGCAACACUAAUAUUCAUACAGAAUUUCAUACAAUUCAUUGCAAAAAAACAGAGAUAUUAAUCAGGGACAUCCUUAAAGAAGCUGAUUCCCUGCUGCAUUAAAAAUACUUGAUGUAGAAAGGGCCAAGCCUUGAAGAACUAUUUGCUAAUUUUCACAAUAUCUAAGUCUUUAGGCUUGUAAUAUGAGUUUCUUAAAUGUUCACCCUUCAUUUGCAACAACGAGUAGACAAGCUGCUGACGUUGCCUCACAAAUAUUUCAGAGGCAAAAUUUGAAUAAAACCCAGGUUUUAGAUAAUUUGUAUAACAAAUCGAAUGAUGAACUAUGGAUAGAAAGCUGGUUGCAACAGAACAAUAUUUAUCGACCUUUGCCCAAUUUAAAGAAAAUAAAUGUGCCGCCUAAUGCUAUCAAAAUAAGCCAAGCUAAAAUAUAUCUUACAAAAUGCACUGGUUUAUUGGAAAAACUAAACAAAGCUCAACACGAUUUGGAGGCGAACGUAUCAACGUUAUCUAGUAAUGAUUGGAAACAAAAAACAAUAGAAAUCGCUGCUAUUAAAGAUGAGUUUACAAAAAUAAUGUGUAAAUUCGAUAACGCAGAUGUCUUUAAGCAUUUAAAAGUGUCUUUAAGAGCAAGGAAGAAGAAAAGAGCCAAUAAAAGAAGAACUAAAGAUCAAACAAUGUCUAAAAAGCAAGAGGAAAUUGAAAAUAAAAACAAGUUGCAUAAAGAGAUUGAUCAGUGGUUAUAUAACAAAAGGCAUGAGGUUGAAAAAUUAAAGAUUGAAGAAAGUAUGCAAAGAGACGCUGAUUUAGUUCUAAGCGAGGUAACAAAGAAAAAACAGGAUGCGCGAAAGCAACUCUCUCUACUUGGCGCUCUUAUUAAAUUAAGGAAAGUCAGAGAAACUACAACAAAUCAAAGAGAAAGUAUUACGUCAUUGGAAAAUAGAAGAGCCUUUAGCCUGACCACUGAAAAGCUAAUAAAAAUGUGGGAAGAUACUUUGCUUGUUUACACAAAGGAAGAACAUGGAUUGAAACUAAUGUUAGAAAAAAACCACACCGAGGGAUCAAAACAAUCAAAAAUAGCAAAAGAACGUAAAUUGAUCGAUGAAUGGAAAACCACUUUUUUCGGCCAAAUGCAGGCUGUACCUUCAAACAAUGCCACCUAUUGGGCGCUAACCGCGGCAGAGAGAGACCUAGAGACUUUUGUAGCAAUAAGAAAAAGCUGGGAUACGUUCAUGGUUUCGCAAACCAAUGAAUUUGGUUCAAGGAUUCCAAUUGGUUGGGUUUUACCUGACGAAAGAGCAAUACCUUCUUGGAAUAAAUAUUUGGAAAGUCGCGAGUUAAAUCAUUAAUAAGUUAUUUAUUUUGUAAUGAAAUGUAAGAGCUUUUAUAAUUAGAAAUAAAUCCGAGUUGUUUAUGC
This is a messenger RNA of Anthonomus grandis grandis, 1647 nucleotides long. Its product is annotated as programmed cell death protein 7-like. NCBI's taxonomy places the organism in Eukaryota, Metazoa, Arthropoda, Insecta, Coleoptera, Curculionidae. The record is from RefSeq and is a predicted model, not a curated record. Bases 416 to 1579 code for a protein of 387 amino acids. The transcript is spliced from 7 exons.